This is a messenger RNA of Sphaerulina musiva SO2202, 1812 nucleotides long. RefSeq lists its product as uncharacterized. The record is from RefSeq and is a predicted model, not a curated record. Lineage: Eukaryota; Fungi; Ascomycota; Dothideomycetes; Mycosphaerellales; Mycosphaerellaceae. The transcript has a single exon. The coding region runs from base 1 to 1812 and encodes 603 amino acids.
AUGGAGGUUGCAUCAGGGUCCGAUGAGGACAUCGAGCCCGAGGUGAGCGAGCCUCGGUCGCACAUUGUGCCCACAGAGCCACGACAAACCAGGGAGCAUGUGAGGUUCCGCCAGAGUGAGCGUAGCGAAUCUGAAAAUGAGCUACGGGAAACCAGGGAGCAUGUGGUAUUCCGCGAGAGAGACCCUAUCAAUUCUGAAGAUGAGCCACCGCAAACCACGGAUUAUGUGGUGUACCGCGAGAGAGUCCGUAGCAAUUCUGAAAAUGAGCCACGGCAAACCAGGGAGCAUGUAGUGGUCGAGAGAGAGCGUAGCGAUUCCAAAAAUGAGCCACGGGCCCAUCGAGGACAUCGGGAACGGUCGCAGCGGACUCGGCCUGUGGGGCCUACGGAACGCAUCGAGCAGUUCUACGGAAACCAGCGCAUGACUCCUGGCCUGCGACCAUCAGUCAAUAUGCGCUCGAGCAACCACCAGCGUAUCGGGUCUAAGCCAGAACCCCUCGAGAGUUCCGACAGAAAACCUGCCAGAAGUGGCAAGCCUGGUUUUGAGGAACUGCAUAUGUCAGCUGCCAGGAAGCCCGGUCUGGAACCUCGCAUAUCGCAUGUGCAGACCACAGGAGACAGAAGACGCCGAUCAAGUAGGCUCUACGCUACAUCGUCGCAGGCUGCGUCGCCAGGGAAUCUUGGACUCGAUCAGAAUGCGAAUGAGAUGUUGGACGACUAUUAUGAUGGUUUUGACGAUAACGAUCUCCCAAAUACUACCAGCAUGGGUCUCCACAACCAAUAUGGGCCUGGACAUGCUCUCUCGGACUUUAACCUAGGAAAACCGCCUCCACGGCCUCAUAAUCCUUUUGCGGAAGCCGUCCACGUGAGUUUCAAUGAUCAAGUCGUUCCUAUGAGCUUCAAUCAACCUCCGCAACCGCCGCCGCCAAGACCUCCGCGACCAACAGGCUUCUCAGGCUCUCCUCCGCCAGGACGGCCGGAAGGUAUAUCCAGUGGGGCCCUCGUCCGGCCCAGCAAGCGCAGCGACUACAUUAUUCGUGCGCCAUAUCAAACUGCCAUUUGGGAUCGAGCGGCAGUCUGGAACCAAGUGGAGCAGAAGUACGAUCUUCAGCUCAAGCUCGUCUUAACUCGGCACGGCGAACGCUACUCGAGCGACAACUUCCCCUAUCGAUCCGGCACAUGGACAGACAUAGUCUUUGCGCACAAACUCAACGAGCAAUACCACAGUCUCAAAACCGCCAAAGUCGGCAUUCUCCAAAAACUAACAGCCUACAAAAAAAUCUCCUUUGUCUAUUUCAUCCAAUUCCACGCCUUUCCCGAUGUCCGCUAUCCCUCCACCGGAGCCUGGCUCCGCACAGAUCGCAAACCCAUCACCUUCCGAGACAACCCCAUGACGCGAAACUCCUUCAUGAACCAACUCCGCCGCCUCUGCACCAAACGCUCCAUCCUCUACAGCACCCUCACCGGCGCACCCCGCGACCCCCCCGACGAAAGACCUCAAAUCCGCUGGGUCUCUCGCCUCGACGACCUCAUCGAACCCGGCGCCGUCAUCGACAUUGACGUCAAAGAAACUUUCGACAGCAUGACCAUUUACGCGGGAUUAUUUUUCGCCAUCAUCCUCAGUUUCGCUUCUGCGCUGGGUUAUGGUUUCGCUAUGCAAGGGGAUUUUUCUACGGGCUUUUCGCUUGCCAGUUGGAUGAUUACUGCUCUGGGGUUUUUUGCUGCGGUUGUUGCGGCGGGGGAGUAUAUUGGUUUGGAUAGUCCUAAGGCUACGUUGAUGGAUGCGGAUGGGAGGGAGAGACCUUGGUUGUGA